GUCUGUCUUCUCUGGCAUUCCGGUGGCCAUUGGCGGGACAGAUCUCAACCCGGCAGUUUUCUAUGGGGAUUGGGUCAUCACCAUUUCAAACGAGCUGGCCAGAAGCCUAGCCCUUGAAGGUUCGGAGAUCUAUUCCAGCUCGGGUGGGAGACUGCUCAAGAAGGAUGACCCCACGAAGUACUUUUGCAAGGGCGACCAUCUCCUGGCUUUUCCUCAGGAGUGUGAGUCCUACCAUGCACAGCUUCGAGCCACCACCAUCUUCGCAGUAGCCUUCUCCACCUUGCUGCUGGCCACCAUUUGGACUCUACUCGGGAAGCUGAAGCUCACCAGAUAUGUCAGCUACAUGCCCUAUAGCAUCUCCGAGGCCUUUCUUGCUUGUGUCGGCUACAAGGUCUUCUACUACGCCAUCAAGUUCUGCGACUUUGACCCAAGGCAGUUCUUCACGGCCGCUUUCAUCGGCAUUGUCCUCUACUUCAUCAAGGCCCUGCACAUCGGGAAUCCCACCAUCAUGACGAUGCCCUUGGGCCUGCUACUGCCCCUGGCCAUCUUUUGGGGCGUCGCGCUUGGGACGCAGCAGACGCCCGAGAUGAUGCGAGAUUCAGGCUGGCUCUUCCCUGAAGUGCAGAACGAGCCGUUCUAUCUUGUCUGGUUAGACAGUAUUGGGUCGACCAGAAACAUCAACUUCGACGCAUGGGCCGCCACACUCCCUGAUCUUGGCGUGAUGUUGAUCGUCUCGACGAUGGACUGCAUUCUGAAACUCCAUGCUACUGAGAGCAAGCUCCCAUUGAAGGUUUCUACAGAUGACGAGGCUCUGACCUUCGGCCUCUUCAACUACCUUCUCGCAUGCUGUGGUGCAGCAACAGGCUACAUGCAGCUGAAGUUCAACGUGAUUAGCUACGGUGUCAUGCGCAACGCGCACGACCGUCGAGCCGGGAUGAUCUUUGCCAUGCUCUGCGGUGCGGCGUACUUCAGUACGGUGGAGCACUUCAACUACUUGCCAAAGCUCUUCCUCAGUGCCCUGCUCUUCUUUGCGGGCGCGGGGUUCGUCACAGACAACAUGUGGGGAUCCCGGAAGUUCUUGCACUUUAGUGAGUGGAUGGAGAUCGUGGUGAUCCUGAUCGUCUUCAUCGCCGUGGGUCAGAGCAUGAUAUGGGCCGUCGUCGCUGGUUUGGUUCUUUCUGCCAUCGCCUUCAUCGCAAAGUAUGCCCGUGUGCCUUCCAUGGAUGGCUUGCCAAAGCGGGGCGACCAGGUAGUCACGCGCGAGCGGCCGGUUGGGGAGGUUGGCCAUCAGAGCUUCAUGCAUAUCGCCUCGGCUUGGAUCCUGAUCGUGAGCUUGAAGGGCUACGUCUUCUUCAGCUCCUGCGUUCAAGUGAUGCGUUCCGUGGAGGAGCAUUUUCAGAAGGAGGAUGCCAAGAAGGUGCCAGGGUACCGAAGGCUGAAGUUUCUGGUCUUCGACGGCUCCGCACUUGACGGGAUGGAUGCCUCAGGUGCCAUGUGCAUGGCAAAGCUCUCCCGGAAGGCCAAGCAGCGCGGCAUGCGCGUGAUCUGGUGCAACAUCAAGGGCAACCUGGCGGAGGAGCUUCGGGUGCGAAGCAUCCUCGCCUCAGCGGAGGAUCUCUUCGAAGAUCUAGACAUG
This is a messenger RNA of Symbiodinium sp. CCMP2456, 1636 nucleotides long. The record is from the annotation of a GenBank genome assembly. NCBI's taxonomy places the organism in Eukaryota, Dinophyceae, Suessiales, Symbiodiniaceae.